This is a messenger RNA of Solanum dulcamara, 546 nucleotides long. RefSeq lists its product as uncharacterized. Lineage: Eukaryota; Viridiplantae; Streptophyta; Magnoliopsida; Solanales; Solanaceae. The coding region runs from base 67 to 396 and encodes 109 amino acids. The record is from RefSeq and is a predicted model, not a curated record. The transcript is spliced from 2 exons.
ACUUUUUCUUAACAUAAACCAAAUAGCAAGUAUAUUAUAUUGGAAGUUCAAAUCUCCCAAUUAAUUAUGGCAUUCAAAGUUGUAUUGGUUUUAUUCCUCACAAUGCUUUUGUUUACACAGAAUAAUGCGACAGACUUUGAGCAAUGUUAUAAGCUCUGUAUUAUGUCUUGCCCAGGAAACAUCCCUUUCGGAUGCGCUGCGGCGUGCAAUCUCUCAUGCAUUCUGCAAGAUAAUCCUGUUACAAUCGAAAAACGCGUUUGUAGCGUUGGAUGUUCUCUUGGUCAUUGUAACAAAUUUCUCAUCAACAAAUCUGAUAAAAGCAAGUUUGAAAGUUGCAUGAAAAGUUGCGGUGAGAAUUAUUGCAUUGGUGGCAAUAAUACUUUAAAGAAAGCUUAAACGAAGAAGCAUUUAAGAAUUAAGUAAAUUAAAAUUAUAACCACAAAAGUAUGUCUCUAUGACACUAAAUAAUUAAUUUGUGGUUGUACUUUUGUAAAUUAUGUAAUUGUUCUGUAUUGAAUAAAACUCUCUAGUACUUUAAUAUUCAUA